Molecule: messenger RNA, 4278 nt
Organism: Vicugna pacos (alpaca)
Lineage: Eukaryota; Metazoa; Chordata; Mammalia; Artiodactyla; Camelidae
Source: RefSeq, a predicted model, not a curated record
AAAUGAGUUAAAUUGUAGGACACCCACUGGCUGUUGCAGAAUUGCUUGGUGUGGGGGUUUUCCCCACAUCUAGUAUCAGAAGUGUUGUGUGGUAGUAGUAUUUGACUAAAGGAGAAACGCAGGAAGGAAGACUGAGGGGUUUUAUGUUUUUUUUUUUUCCCUAUACUCCCUCCUGCCAACCAUUCUCUUCCCUUCUCUGCCUUGCUUUGGGUCUUGGGGCACUGACCUCUGUGACUGCAUCAAUGAGCUCUCUUGCCCUCGGACUUCUUGUUGAGUCCAGCCAGUGAGAGGAAUCGGAAACUAGGAAGGUGGGAAAGAAAGGAGUCCUCCUACUGAGGUCUUUCCCCAGAGACCUGAGAACAGAGGGCAGGGGACUGGCGGGAGGAUUGAAGUUCAGGGCCACUGCCAAGGAGAAAGAGUGAAGAGGCAGUCAAAGGCUCCCUGGCUCAGACCCAGGCAGGCGGAUCGGGCGGACUCAUUCAUCCAGGGCCAGCCCGGGGCCGAGACUGCCGAGCUGGCUGGCCCGGCCCAGGCCCGUCUGGGGGCUGGGAGGGGAUUUCUUCAGACUCCCUCCCCCGGGGCUGGGCGAGCAGGAACCUCUGGAGGAUUUUUAAUUUGGGGAGGGACCAAGGAGUGCCUGGCAGGGCGGCAACUUCAGGGCAGCUGAGGCAGCCCGUUGGCCCAGGGCACCUGGAAGCCAGGGAGCAGCCUCUCCUGCCUGGGACGCCCGUCCGCCCCCCGAGAUACUGCCCAAAUGCCUUCCAAAAAGGCUGCAUCAAUUUACACCUUGUAAGCUGCACGCAUUUCCACACAGACUUGAAAGGCACUGGAAACCAAUAGCUGUGCCAGAGCGCCUGGGAAAGAGCCACGGCCCAAAGACAAUAGGGUCGUCCAUUUCUCUCUGACAUCUGUGUCCCUUUCAGGUAGAGGGAGGACCCAGGACAAUGGCUGCUGCUCAUGAUUUGGUGAUGGAGGAGGAAGUGAAUCUGAAUAUGGACAGAGAGAUGAAAGAAGAGCUGGAGGAAAAGGAGAAAGUGAGAGAGGCCCAGGCAGGUAAAGAACCGUUCAAGAAUAAAAAGGUCCACAGGAUUGUCUCAAAAUGGAUGCUUCCUGAACCGGUGCGAAGAACAUACCUGGAAAGAGCUAACUGCCUCCCACCCCCUGUGUUCAUUAUCUCCAUCAGCCUUGCGGAGCUGGCAGUGUUCAUUUACUAUGCUGUGUGGAAGCCUCAGAAACAGUGGAUCACCUUGGACACGGGCAUCUUGGACAGCCCCUUUAUCUACAGUCCUGAGAAGAGGGAGGAAGCCUGGAGGUUUGUCUCAUACAUGCUGGUCCAUGCUGGAGUUCAGCACAUCCUGGGGAAUCUUGUUAUGCAGCUGAUUUUGGGUAUCCCCUUGGAAAUGGUCCACAAAGGCCUCAGAGUGGGGCUGGUUUACCUGGCCGGAGUGAUUGCAGGAUCCCUUGCCAGCUCCAUCUUUGACCCACUCAAAUCUCUUGUGGGUGCUUCAGGAGGAGUCUAUGCUCUGAUGGGGGGCUAUUUUAUGAACGUCCUAGUGAAUUUUCGAGAAAUGAUUCCUGCCUUUGGAAUUGUCAGACUACUGAUCAUCAUCCUUAUAAUCUUGUCGGAUAUGGGAUUUGCGCUCUACAGAAGGUUCUUUGUCCCUGCAAACGGGUCCCCGAUGAGCAGAAAGGGAAAUGGAUUUCAGUUGAUGGCUGACUCACUCAUGGCACUGAAGGGCACUGAGUCUGCUGUGCACCCCCAAGGAGAGAAAUUCACAGAACAAGUUGAAGACGACGGUGGUAUAACUUCCGGCUCCUCAAAUUCACCUAAACUAAGAGAGGUUUGGGUUAAUCUUGCUGUUUUAGCUAUUUAAAUAUACGAAAUAUGGGUUUUUAACAAGAUAAAUGAGCUCACAUUAUAUAGAUUGUUCUGUAACUUGUUUUAUAAUGACUUAGGGGUCUUUCUGUUAGUUCAUAGAGACCUUUAUUCUCUGAAUUGCUGAAUGAUAAAGAUGUAUUAUAGUUUAUUUAACCAUUCCUCUGUUGAACACUUAAGUUGUUGCUGACUUUGUACUAUUACCAUGUACUAUCCUAGUAUGUGCAGUGUGUCUUUGAGAGUGAAUGAAUGAAUAGUUCAAGCAUCCAGAAGCAGAAAUGUUAAUUUUGACCAAUUUAGACUGCCUUUUAAAUAACUGUACCACUUAUAUUCUUACAGAUAGCAUAUGAAUUAACGGUUUCCUCAUACUUUUGGCAAAGGCAGGUAUUAUAAAUCUUGGGAAAAUUUGCAUUUUGAUAGUUAAAAAAUAAUACUUUAUUUUAAUUUGUAUUUCUCUGACUACUAAUGAGGCAUAGUGUUUUUUAAGUUUAUUAGUAAUUUAUGUGUAAUUUAUAUAAGACAUAAUGUACAAAUAUGAAAAAAAUAUAUAAACUUUUUUCCCUGAUGAAAGACUUGUAUUUAAUCUGAAAAGUAGCUACUGGUUGGCAAAGAAGCUCAGGGAAGAAAUAUUCAUCUGCCAUCACCAGCCCACCAGGUCACUAGCUCUGAAGAGAGAUCUUUAAUGACCUAAAGUGCAACAUAAUUGUUAAUAAUAGAAAACUAGACAAGAGAAACAGGAUUCAUCUAACUUUGAAAUUGGGCAUGACCCAUUGAUUAUUAAGACUGAUGACUAAGAAGUUAUCAUCUAGUUAGAGUUUUUUGGUACUAGAAACACCAUUCACAUUAUCAAAAAGUGAUAACUUACUGGGUUCCCCAGGGGACAAAAUUACCAUUAAAAAUACACACACAAACAUCUGGUGUUUUAAAUUUGACAUCUCUGAAUUAAAGAGGAACCAUUUAUUCGGCUUAAUUUGGGGCUCAUCAUUUUAGUCUUCUAAACUGUGCUGUCUUAUUAGAAAUAUGGGAACUAUUCUUCAUCUGUGCUGCCCAAUAAUGUAGCCACUAGGUACAGGUAGUUCUUUAAAUUUAAUUAAAAUUAAAUAAAAUUAAAAACUCAGAUCCUCUGUUACACCAGCCACAUUGCAAGUACUCAGUAGCUAUGCGUUGCUAGUGGGCACCUUAUUGGACAGCGCAGAUAGAGUCUACUUCAACGUUGCUGCAAAAAGUUCUACUGGAUAGCACUGUUUUAGAAGAGUGAUGAGAGGGAAAUGGAUUUUAGCUGAUGGCUGACUCAUUCACCACAUUGAACCAAACUGAAUCUGCUCUACACCUGUGAAGGGGACAAGCUUUCAGACAAUAAUUUGAAGAUGGCUGUGGUAUAACUUUUAAGCAUGAUCUGCUUCAAUCCAGAAAGGUUUGUGUUAAUCUCUCUGUUUUAGAUAUCUAAGAGUCAUUUGAAAUGUUUUUUUCUUUUUCUUUUGAAUUUUAUAGUACUGUAUCGAUGUAUACGAGUGUUCAUGUCAUUUGCUAUGAAAGCUUGAGAACCUAAGAUUUGUAGCUAAAUACUACUACUUCUUCCAGCAAAUACCAUAGUUUUGUCCUUUAUGGAAAAAAAUUUUUUCUUUCUUUUUGUGAUUAUAAAAGUAAAGUGCUCAUGGUAAAAAAAAAAAUUUAAGUAUAUAUAAUUAUAAAAAAAUUAAGUCAAUUGUAAUCACGCUGCCCAGAGAUAAUCAUAAUUAAUAUUUUGAUGAAUACCCUGCCAGGCUUUAUUGUAUACAUCUCUACAUACAAAUAAAUUUACAAUAAUGGGGCCACACUAUUCUAUUUUAUAACCUGAAUGUUACUGAAACAAUAUAACAAAAUUUUGUUUUGCUUUUGUUUAUAUAUUUAUUAUUUCUACUGGCUGCAUAGUACCACACUGUGGAUGUACUAUUAUUUAUAUGUACAAUACAGUCUUUCUUGUAGUGAUAAUUAUUUUGGAUGUUUUCAAGUUGUGAUUAUUAUAAACAACAACAAAAAUAAUAUCUUUGCUCACACUUUAAAGUGCUUUGGAUUGUUGGGUCAAAGAGUAUGCUAUUAUUAACAUAAUAAAGUCAAAGAAAUUUUCCCUAUCUCAGGAAUACAACUGAAUUUUAGAAGGCUGAUGCUUUUGCAAAUCUUUUUAACUACAUAAAGCUUUAAAAAAGGAACUAAAGACUCUAGAACACAUUAUUUAAAAAGUCAAAACUAUCACUAUUUGACAUACCUAAUUUAAAUAAACUUUAAACAGAAAACAGCUGAUUUUUUUAAUGUCUCUUUCAUGAAAAUUUCAAAUGUGCUUAAAGAGGGAAAAAUAACAGUUUAGUUAAACAGUUAAGAGCUGACUUUAGAGCCACAAUGAUUGGGUCUGAAUGCCAAUUCUA